CGCUCGCGCGCUCUCUGUGUGGCGUCCUCGCUCACUGCGGCUGCGGGCGGCAUCCAUCGGCAAGGAAGGAGAAGGCACCGAGCCCGGCGCCGCCGCCGCCGCCGCCGCCAUCGCAGCCCGCCUUGCUGCCGAGGCAGAUGCAGGCCAUCAAGUGUGUGGUCGUGGGGGACGGGGCUGUGGGGAAGACCUGUCUGUUGAUCAGCUACACGACAAAUGCCUUCCCUGGAGAGUACAUCCCCACCGUGUUUGAUAAUUAUUCUGCCAAUGUCAUGGUAGAUGGAAAGCCAGUUAACCUGGGUCUGUGGGACACAGCAGGACAAGAAGACUAUGACCGAUUGCGACCUCUUUCCUACCCCCAGACAGAUGUUUUCCUGAUCUGUUUCUCACUGGUGAGCCCGGCUUCCUUCGAAAAUGUUCGAGCCAAGUGGUACCCAGAGGUCCGACAUCACUGCCCCAACACACCUAUCAUCUUGGUCGGCACCAAGCUGGAUCUGAGGGAUGAUAAGGACACCAUUGAGAGGCUGCGUGACAAGAAACUGGCACCCAUUACCUACCCCCAAGGUCUAGCCAUGGCCAGGGAGAUAGGUUCCGUGAAGUACCUCGAAUGCUCUGCCCUUACACAGCGAGGCCUCAAGACUGUCUUUGAUGAAGCUAUCCGUGCUGUCCUCUGUCCCCCACCGGUGAAGAAGCCUGGCAAGAAGUGCACUGUGUUCUGAGGGCAUCUGAGUUGCAGCAUGUUAUGGGUGUCUCCUCCUUGCCUGUGCGAGGGGGGAGCGUUCGCUGGGUGUUCCCGCAAAGGGAGUGGCGGGGCCCUUCAUCAUGUACGAAGUCAGUGUUUUUUAAAUGUCUCUUUGAUUUAACGUCUGUGUCGAUGUAAAAGGGCCGCAUGGGAGGAAGAGGAGCUCGAUGCUGUCCCACCCCCAGGGGCAAAGCAGUGGGAGAAGCAUGCUCCCUGUGACUCCAUGCCAGGGGUAAUGCACGAGUGCACAGACCAGCCCUUUCUUACUACUUCUAUUGGUGCUAGAGCAUUGUGGUGGGAGCAGAUAAGAACCCCCGCAGGGGCAGGAAAGACAAACAGGACACAGGUUGAAGAACUAGCCACUAGUGCUUUAUUGUGCGAGACACUAGCUAAACUCCAUGAUUGUGCAGCUCUGUACCACCCGAAGCUGUCUUCGCCUUGCAGGGAUUCAGCUUGUGCGCUGCUCCUGAGCUGGCUGACUGACCAUCAACUCUCCCAAAGGUGGGGAAGAGAAGGACGGUCUCUUUACCUUGUCCAGCCCGGGCAGAACAGAGCCACAUGACAGGAAUCUUUCUGUAAGAUUAAAAGAAGAAAAGUGGGGGGAAGGGUGCCAGUGGGAGGGUGAUGGCCAACCCCUUCCUUUUGUCACGAGUGAUGGACUGGGGGCUGGAGCAGAGAGAGCUUCGGAGGGGUUGGGAUGGAGACGGGUCCAGUUUUUAAUCAUCGUGUAGAGUGAUGAGCUGAACACCUCUUAUUUUAUACAAUAAACAUUUCUCCAUAAGUAA
Molecule: messenger RNA, 1524 nt
Organism: Varanus komodoensis (Komodo dragon)
Lineage: Eukaryota; Metazoa; Chordata; Lepidosauria; Squamata; Varanidae
Gene: RAC3
Product: Rac family small GTPase 3
Exons: 6
Coding region: 138-716 (192 amino acids)
Biological process (GO): regulation of actin cytoskeleton organization; establishment or maintenance of cell polarity; cortical cytoskeleton organization
Cellular component (GO): cell projection; cytoskeleton; cytoplasmic vesicle
Molecular function (GO): protein kinase binding; GTPase activity; GTP binding
Source: RefSeq, a predicted model, not a curated record